This is a messenger RNA of Gigantopelta aegis, 1314 nucleotides long. Its product is annotated as zinc finger MYM-type protein 1-like. NCBI's taxonomy places the organism in Eukaryota, Metazoa, Mollusca, Gastropoda, Neomphalida, Peltospiridae. Gene Ontology annotation, molecular function: protein dimerization activity. Bases 1 to 1314 code for a protein of 437 amino acids. The record is from RefSeq and is a predicted model, not a curated record. The transcript has a single exon.
AUGCUGGUCGAUGCGCUGAUCAGGCUACAGCUUCCCAUUGAGCAGCUACGAGCUCAGACAUACGAUGGAGCUAGUAAUAUGUUUGGGAAAUACAGCGGCUGUCAAGCGGAAGUCAAGAAGGUGCAACCUUUGGCCAAAUAUGUCCACUGCGGUGCACAUAUCACACACCUUGUGACAUCGAAAGCUGUUCAGACUUUCCCAUUCAUCAAGGAUGCUCUUGAUCACGUGCAUGAGCUUGGCAAACUCUAUGAUGGAUCUGGCAAGUACAAACACCUCUAUCUGCAUCUUCAUGACGACGAUACUGAAAAAGGUUCCCCUACACGUUUGAAGCCCAUUUGUCCUACACGAUGGUUGACGCGUGCUUCAGCUGUGACCACAGCCUUGCAUAACUAUGCAGAUGUGCCCGAUUCCUUGCAGGAAGCAUCUGCUGAGUUUGGGACAAACACAGGUUCUCGAGCGAACGGAAUUUAUACAUGUCUGUCUUCAGGAAAGUGCAUCCUAGGGUUGCUCGCAUCUCUGCCGAUCAUAAACUGUUUGGAAGCCUUGAACAAGUCCCUACAAGGUUCUGGCGUCAACGUUUCCGGGAUGUUGGAGUCCGUCAAAGUCGUGAGCGGUGAGCUCAAGAAACUGCGAUCCACUGAGAAGUUCUCGGAUAUAUACCAAGCAGCCAAGGCAAAGAUCGCAGAACUCGACCUCACUCCACUGGCUGUCCCACGUCAAAGAAAGCGUCCUAAAAGACUCCAGCAAGGAAACGCAGAGGCCUUCACCACAGAUACAGCUGAGCAAAUGUACCGCAUUCAGUUCUUCACUGCAUUUGACACAGCAAUAACCAACCUGCAAGAUUAUUUUGUCUCAUCGGACCUUGCCAAGUACCAAGAACUGAGUGCUUUACUGCUGAAUGGCACAACAUCAAACGAAGAUGCUAUCAUACAAGAAUACCCAGAACUGACAGAAAGCCUCAAAAUCGAACUAUCCUUCUAUAGAAACCACCAUCCCGCAUCGACACUGGAAGGACACAGGUUAAUAUUCAAGGCUAUGGAGCCCUCUGUUAGGCGUAUGUUUCCGCAAGUGGAGAGGCUGCUGCGUUUGCUUCUGGUCUCCCCUGCCAGCUUGUGUGAAGCAGAAAGGUCGUUCAGUGCCCUACGACGAAUUAAAAUGUGGCUGCGCUCCACAAUGACACAGAAGCGUUUAAAUCAUGUAAUGGUGUGUCAUGACCACAGGGACAGGCUGGGAGCUGUAGACUAUCAACAGAUCGCUGAAGAGUUCAUCGAUAGAUGCUCCGACUCUCGUCGCAAGGUGUUUGGGAAAUUUUAA